This is a messenger RNA of Triplophysa dalaica, 1832 nucleotides long. RefSeq names its product mitochondrial pyruvate carrier 2a (gene mpc2a). Gene Ontology annotation, biological process: pyruvate import into mitochondria. Lineage: Eukaryota; Metazoa; Chordata; Actinopteri; Cypriniformes; Nemacheilidae. The transcript has 5 exons. Gene Ontology annotation, cellular component: mitochondrial inner membrane. The record is from RefSeq and is a predicted model, not a curated record. Bases 218 to 640 code for a protein of 140 amino acids. Gene Ontology annotation, molecular function: pyruvate transmembrane transporter activity.
UCACACAUCCAUUACACUGUAACCACAGGCUAAUAUAUUCACUUAAUGAUUCAUGCAUGUAUUCAUCCUCGGAUCUUCCCCAACAAAUUCACAUUGAAAGUUUUUCGUUUUCAGUUAAGACAUUUUGAUAGGCCGUAGCGGGGGUGGAGAGGUGUGCGCCAAAUGACUGAACAUUGACCGCAUUCAUUGCUGUAAAGCGUGCACGAUACUGAGGACCAUGAGUCGCAGCAGGCUUUAUUUACAACUGCGAUCAUGCCGUUUUUAUUCCGGAGGUUUGAGAGCGAUUUAUCACAGAACCCUGGACAGGAUCGAGUUAACGCUACCGCCAAAAUUUAGACCUCUCUACAAUCACCCUGCUGGGCCGAAGACUGUUUUCUUCUGGGCACCUGUUUUCAAAUGGGGUUUAGUCGUGGCUGGAUUCUCUGAUAUGACCCGGCCACCAGAAAAGCUCAGCUUGUCCCAGUCCUGUGUCAUUACAGCCACAGGAUUUAUUUGGUCAAGGUACUGCUUGGUCAUCAUCCCUAAAAUCUGGGCACUGUUUGCUGUAAACUUCUUUCUAGGGAUUUGUGGCAGCAUCCAGCUCUUCAGAAUAUGGAGGUACAACCAGCAGCUGAAAGAAGAGGAAGUACAGCAGUCUUAAAGUGAAGCUGCAUGCGAUCGGAGCAGAGUCUGUCUUCAGUGUGUGACUACUGAUGAAGAAUGUGUGUUGCUUUUAAGCCAAUAAGGCGUAUUUUGCACAAAUUACUUUUUCCAAUGAACAAAUUAAACCUUUUCUAUGUGUAAAAUUAAAGGAGUGGUUCACUUCAAAAUUCCCCCAAUUGACUUUCCACAGUCAUUUUUAUUCCUACAAUGGAAAGUCAUAUUUUGGAGUGAAAUACUUUCCUUAAAUAAUAUUCCAGAUGUUCCCACAUAAAAUUAAAUGGUAUUAAGUUGUAUGAUUGUCAUUUUAAAACUUCGAUCAUAUGUGUGUUGUUUGUACUGUAAAUUAUUCUGAUUCGUCAUCAUUAUUAUUGAUUCCUCAGUCAGGUUUAAAGAACUUUAAUAGUUGCAAUAUUGCAAUAGCUCUGUAUCAAGAAAUGGUUAAUGAAAUUAAAGUGAACUUGGAUUAAUAAACAAAGUUUUACAUGCAAUUUUAAGUUCCUAUCUCAACAGCAGCCUACACACUGAGUUUAAAUAGAACCUUAAGGGUCAUUUGGUGCUGCCCACUUCCACACACUCUCCACUUCUAUAUGAGGAAUCAAAGGAGCAGGACAAACACGGGCUCGCUUGUGUUCCCUCAUUCUAAAUUAGAGCCCAUAAUUCUCUAUAAACCUGAUGUCAGUAUAUUCCACAUUCUGACUCUAAACUGAGUCAAGGUGAUGAAUCAUUUGUAUGUCCUAAACCAUGUACGUCAUGCUUUACGUCAUGCUUCACUUCUGUGGCCCACACAUUUGUUGCAUGUAAACAGCAAGAGAUGGAAUUUUAUGUCUGACUGCUUACUGCGUGUAUUGUAGAAGUAACUUUCAGAGACUUUCAAAUCUUAACUUCGAUCUACCUGUGUUUGUAUAGCAGAAGCUUCUUUUAACCGAGGGAUGCUAAACACUGUUCUACUGUAGUGUUAAAUUUGAUUGUCAAAAGUCAUUUUAUUUGACUGGAUUUGCUGAUUCUAAGUUUUCUGUUUGUUAGAUAAUGAUAUAAUUAUUAAAAGUUGUUGGUUUGAUAAUACGCUUUAAAGAACAAAGAACACCUUGUUUUUGUGUUGAGUGCCGUCUAAUUUUUAAAUGGUGAAACCUGUUCAUGUUGUAUCGUGUUAAUAAGCAGUUGUGUGCAAAAAUAAAAAAAAGCAAACACAA